AUGACGUUCUGUGCCGGAAGAGAAGACGACAGCCACAGCUCUCGCAGCGCCAGCGGUUGGCCCGAGGACGGCUGGAGAGCUCCUGUGGUCGCUGACGAAGAGGGGCACUGGGCUCAAGUCGGCAAUCGUCGGGGCAAAGACGACGCGGCGAUGCGCGACAUGUUUGCAAAGCAGCUCACGGACGUGUCGCGGGUCUCCGUCGAGAGCCUCUCGUGGGAUCUGCCGGGCCACGAAUCCAGUGGCGACGACGACGACGACGACGGGUCGUCCGCGUUUGUGCUGCCCACCGCGUCGGUCAGCCCGACCGCAGAAGCUGAUCCGCUGCACUGGGACCUCAUCUCGCCGUGCUCCGAGACGUCGUCUUCUCGAUCCCGCGUCUCGUCUCCGUUGACACACGUGUUGCGCUCGUCUCGAGGCAGUGAGCUGAAGGGGUCCGAGCACGAGUCGGAAGGUACGCACGCGAUGAUGAAAGCCAGCGCUCAAGAGCUGGUGGCGGAGGAGGAGCUGGAGGAGCUGGAGGAGCACGAGCAGGAAAGAGGUUACGACGUGCAGGUUGAGGAGGAGGAGGGGGCGACGGCAGAUGACUCGACGACGUGCUGGGUACCUGACGUCUGCAGUGUCCUGUCGUCAGCUGCAGUCACUCCAGCGCCGGUGAACCCGUUUGCGGGUCACCCGUCGGCUGCGCUGGCAGAGACGCGGGACCAGUCAACCCACGAAGUCCGUAGCACCUGCGACGAAGCCACGCGACUGCGUCGGCCGAGUCUCUUGCCCCGAGUUCCCAUUGCUGCGCCCUGGAGACGACCAAAGGCCCGCACGUGCUCGGGCGCGGGAUCGGCAGCAAUGGCUCUCGCUGCUGUCAAGGCGCGCGCGCGCUCAGUGUCUCGUGCGGGGCGGCACCCAGUCACCGUCAAGGACGACGAAGACGACGGCGACUUUUCGAGCGACGAUGAGGGGUACAGACCAGCGCUGCCUCGCCGCAGCGUGGAUGAGAUGGAGCCCAGUCAGGCGGAUCAGCGGCGACGAGCAGCGAGUACGGGCUUUGCCAGGCGUCGACUAAGCGUGAACGUUAGCAUGAAACCGGCGAUGGUGGCCAAGCACCUGCAGGACGCGGUGGACAAGCUGAACAGUCAAUUGCACCUGCUUCGAUCGGGUUCGAGCGCUUCGACCGCCAUGAGUGAAGAGAGCUACCUCGAGAGUCCUGCGUAUCAAGAGGUGAUGGCCUCGCCGACUCGUGCAUCGAGCAUCCGCCUGGACGCUGCAACGCCCGUGCGGCUUAUCAGUGCCGCAAACGCGUGCUCUGCUGAGAGCGACCCACAACAGUCGACACGUCAGCAGAAGCUGCGUGCAGGCGUGUUCAAGGCCGCUGGGCUGUUGAACGUCGUGUCAGCUGAAGCCGCGCGGAAGCUCAAGUCGCGCGGCUUUCGUGGUCGACAAAAGGCCGCGAGCGAGACGGAAGAAGAAGAUUCCGAGUUCUCGUCGCCGUAUUCUGGGACGCUGGACAUUUAA
Hyaloperonospora brassicae is the source of this 1506-nucleotide messenger RNA. The record is from the annotation of a GenBank genome assembly. NCBI's taxonomy places the organism in Eukaryota, Oomycota, Peronosporomycetes, Peronosporales, Peronosporaceae.